GGCAGGGGCAGAGCAGGAGCUGGAGCUGCUCUAAAAGCUCGGAUCAGUGGCCCUGCCAACACUAAAGCCAAGGCUAAGAUCCAGGCCAAGGCAGUGGCUGAGGCAGAACUGAAAACAGGACCAGUGACCCAGGCCAAGGCUGGGGAUGGAGCAGUGGCCAACACAGUGACCUACACUGAGGCCAUGGCUAUGACAAGGAAUGUGGGCAAGAUGGAAGCUAUGACAGAUAGAGUCAUAUCUGAGACUAAGGCAAAAUCCAUGGCAGAACCUGGUACAGUGCCCCAAACCAAGUCAAAGGUGAUGCCUAUGGCCAGGGUCAGUGCAGUGACCAAGUAUGAAGUCAAGGCUCGUGCUGGAAGUGAAGCCAAUAUCAGGUCCUUUGCCAAGGCUGAUGAUAAAGCCGAUAUUGAGUCCAGGCCCCAGAGAAAGAGAGAGGAUGGCAUCAAAUUCAGGGCUGGGGCUGAGGACAGAGCUGGUAUUGUAACCGAGUCCAUUGAUAAAGAUGAAGAAAAUGUCUGCUCCUGGUUCUGGACUGGAGAAGAACCUAGUGUAGGAUCCUGGUUCUGGCCUGAAGAGGAGACCCCUUCUCAAGUUUAUAAGCCUCCACCUAAGAUCCAGGAAAAGGCCAAGCCCAUUCCCAAACCAGAACUCACUAUAAAACAAAAAGCAGCAGCAUGGUCAAGAGCCAGGUAUAGUGUCCUAGUCCCAAUAGAAGGAGGGGAGCCAUCCUUGCCUCCAGAAGGGAAUUGGACUCUGGUUGAGACCUUGAUUGAAACUCCUCUGGGGAUUCGGCCUCUGACCAAGAUCCCACCCUAUAAUGGGCCUUACUUCCAAACCUUAGCUGAGAUCAAAAAACAGGUGAAGUAUAGGGAAAAGUAUGGGCCCAAUCCAAGAGCCUGCCGCUGUAAAUCACGUGACUUUAGUUUAGAGCCUAAAGAAUUUGAUAAACUCGUUGCCCUACUUAAGUUAACUAAGGAUCCUUUUAUUCAUGAAAUAGCUACUAUGAUAAUGGGCAUCAGUCCGGCUUAUCCAUUUACCCAAGAUAUAAUUCAUGAUGUGGGUAUUACUGUUAUGAUUGAAAACUUGGUCAAUAAUCCCAAUGUUACAGAACACCCUAGAGCUUUAAAUAUGGUAGAUGACAACUCUGAGUCUUCUGAAGAACCAAAACCAGCAGAAUCGUACAUACGCCAAGUUUGUAAGGACAUAAUCUCUUACCCAUUGAACUCCCCCGUGCAACUGGCUGGACUAAAAUUAUUAGUGCACCUAAGUGUGAAAUUUGAGGAUCACCAUAUAAUUGCUAAUUACAUUCCAGAUUUUCUUACCUUGUUAAACAAGGGAAGUGUCAAAACCAAGUUUUAUGUUUUAAAAGUGUUCUUGCGCUUGUCCAAAAAUCAAGCCAAUACGAGAGAACUGAUUAGUGCCAAAGUACUAUCCUCACUGGUUGCGCCCUUUAACAAGAAUGAGUCAAAGGCCAAUAUUCUUAAUAUCAUUGAAAUAUUUGAGAAUAUAAAUUUCCAAUUCAAAAAGAAGGUGAAACUGUUUACCAAGGAAGAGUUCACUAAAUCUGAGCUUAUUUCCAUAUUCCAGGAAGCAAAAGAGUUUGGUCAGAAACUCCAAGACUUAGCAGAUCACAGUGAUCCUGAGGAUGGUGGACGGAAGUGGGGACAGGGAGGCGGACAGACACUGAGUAGCCGGGGGAUUCUCACACACCGAGGGGCGGUUGAUAUCCAUCCGCCGCUGUUCGCCACACACCUUCCCUCCCCGCCGCCCCCGACCUCUGGAUCCCAGCCCCCACCGCCAACCGUCCCCGGGUCCCAUAGGUUGCAGUGCCAGCAACGAGGGGGUGGGUGGGCUGGGGAGGGGGCGUCGAGCCCGUUCGCGCCGUAUCCCUCCGCCCCCCUUCCCGACACCCUCGCCGCGAGCGUUUCGUGCCGCAUCCUGCGCAGCCCCUGCCCAGUUUGGUGCAGCAGCGCGGGGGGCGGGACGCCUCUUUGCGAUUCUGGCCGCACUCAAGGCGGUGGGAAUCCGAGUGCAGAGCUACGAGAGGAGGGGGAGGCCGACGACUUGCACCUUGAGCCUGUGAGGGAAAGUGGGGGUGUCGUGGGGGGAGGCGGGGGACCCCCACUGUCGCCUGGCUUACAGGCUGUCCGGACCCCAGACCCUGACAGCCUGGCAAGGAGGAAGCGACCCUGUCGUAGCUGGUCCCUGAGAGAGGGGCGCAACGCCGCGCGACCCCUGGCGAGGAGAGGCGGCGACUGGCCUGGGUCGGGUCCGGGGCACGGGGGCUGGCCGGAGAGGCUUCCUCGGAUCCUCUGGAGGCGAACUGCGCCCGUCACUCCGCGGCCAGCUUUCUAG
Messenger RNA from Mustela erminea (ermine), 2355 nucleotides. RefSeq names its product armadillo repeat containing X-linked 5 (gene ARMCX5). NCBI's taxonomy places the organism in Eukaryota, Metazoa, Chordata, Mammalia, Carnivora, Mustelidae. The record is from RefSeq and is a predicted model, not a curated record.